GGCGUUUUCUGUUAAAAACCGUGAAAUUGUUUAUUUAUUAAAAUGGCGGUAAUAACGGAUAAUGAAGAGUACAUACGUUAUUCAAUACUUGCUGUUAUUUGGAUACUUUAUUUCUGGGAACUUUAUUUGAGUUUGCGUCAGAGAAAAUUGAUGCAAACAUUGACAUCACUGCCUACAUCAUUAGGUGGUUUGAUGACUGAAGAAUUGUAUCAGAAAGCUAGAAUUUACGCGCUUGAUAAAAAUGCCUACAGCAAUAUUCAUGAUCUUUUUGCAACGAUUGUCAAUACGAUUGUAAUACUUACGUACGCAUUUUAUUAUUACUGGCAAUGGGGUCUCAUGUUGACGGAAUUCCUUGCUCUGGAUACAUCAAACGAAAUAAUAGUUAGUGCUUGUGUGCUAAUUAUUAUGAACACGGUAUCGACAAUUAUUGACAUGCCAUUUAAAAUAUACAACGUCUUUAUCCUCGAAGAAAAACAUGGUUUUAAUAAACAGACGGUGAAAUUUUUCAUUAGAGAUCAAUUACUGAAGUUCAUGGUAGGUCAGAUAAUCGGGCCGCCAUUGUUGUGCGGACUAGUGUGGAUUAUCAAAAACGGCGGGGACUAUUUCUUCUUCUACGUCUGGAUAUUUACGGUAGCAGUUACACUCUUCAUGUCCGUAGUUUAUCCGGAAGUUAUUGCGCCGCUAUUUGACAAGUACUCGCCGCUGCCGGAGGGCGAAUUGAAGCAGAAGAUUGAAGCACUAGCGGCCUCAUUGAAUUUCCCGCUGUACAAGCUGUACAUUGUCGAAGGUUCCAAGAGAUCUUCUCACUCCAACGCUUACAUGUACGGUUUCUACAAGCACAAGAGGAUAGUCCUCUUCGAUACCCUCGUCAAAGAAUACUCUCAGGCGAACGUUAAUCCUGAUGGCAAAGGCAAGGAAGACUACGGCUGCGAAGUUGACGAGGUACUCGCGAUCUUGGUCCAUGAAUUGGGUCACUGGCAAUACAGUCAUACCCUCAAGGGCUUAGCAUUAGCUCAGAUAAGUUUUGUCAUGAAUUUUAUCCCCUUUGCUAAAUUAUUGAACUACCAGCCGAUUUAUACAGCUUUUGGUUUCACUGCUUCCCAGCCAAUUUUCAUUGGACUUAUCGUUGUUAUGAUGUAUAUUUUAACUCCUUUGAAUACGCUGUUCGGGUUCCUGAUGACUGUAAACUCACGGCGUUUUGAAUUCCAAGCUGAUGCAUUUGGUAAAAAACUUGGCCACGCUGCGGCAUUAAAACGUGCAUUAGUUAAAUUGCACAAAGAUAAUUUAUCAUUCCCGUUGUACGACAAACUUUACUCGGGAUGGCAUCAUAGCCACCCACCUCUACUCGAGCGUCUUGAAGCACUCGAUAAGUAUGAUUGAUAUGAUGAAAAAAAAAUUUCAUUAUUUGUGAGUAAUAAGAAAGAAAAAAUGGGCAUAAUUGUCAAUUGUUGUUGUAUACACAUCAGCAUACAUUCUUAAAGUCCGUCAUUUUUGUCAUAUGUCAUGUGUGUGUGAGUAUAAUUAAUUAAUGUAAUUAUCCAUUAAAAUAUUUUUUUUCUUCCACAAUAUUUAUAAAUCGCGAUACAUUUUUUAAAAUUUAACAUUUCUUUAUUAAAAUAAAAUUAUUAUUACAAUUUAUAUUUAAAAAAAAAUAAUUGUUCAUCAGAUAAAAUAUUGGUCCACGCGUUAUUAAAAUUAAUGUACCAAAGA
Molecule: messenger RNA, 1710 nt
Organism: Microplitis mediator
Lineage: Eukaryota; Metazoa; Arthropoda; Insecta; Hymenoptera; Braconidae
Product: CAAX prenyl protease 1 homolog
Exons: 6
Coding region: 43-1380 (445 amino acids)
Biological process (GO): CAAX-box protein processing
Cellular component (GO): endoplasmic reticulum membrane
Molecular function (GO): metalloendopeptidase activity
Source: RefSeq, a predicted model, not a curated record